AGACACGUCAAGGGCCUGUUUGAUAAAACAAUUUGCCAAAUAAGCUAGGCUUAUUUCAGUUAUUUUGAACCAAAUCAACUGACAAUAAAUCACUUACUGAAAUAAACCUGGAUUAUUUGGUAAACUUCUUUUAUGAAACAGGCCCCUGAUGGUGCUUUUAAGCACAGAUAUUUUUGUCCUCAAUCAAUGGCCAUAAUUUAUGAUUUCUUGUAGUUUUUAUGUAUAUGUAAAGCCCUUUGAAUUUCAGGAGGAACGGCAUCAACAUAAUCCUUAAAAGUACAAAAGCAAGCUUAUUUGAAGCAAGCUCCUCCUCAGUGAUUUUUCAGUGUCCACACACACAAAGAUAAGAGCGAUCAGAUAUGAGCGAUCACGUCAACAACUCAUGUCAUUUCAGGUGAAAACAUAAAAUGGAAAUGGAAAGCAAGAUCAUCUCAACUGACAAAGCUACAGUUGUCAUCCAAAUAAAUCCACAGGUGACACAAAAUACUGUUAUGAGUGAUGAUGGACGGGAGGCCAGAGGAGCAUAUCACAAUACGACUCUCACAAGAUUUUUCAAAGCACAACCAAAGGCAUUGGGGACUGUCCAGAUAAUGAUUGGAGUGGUGUGUUUCUUAUUUGGCAUCAUACAAUCCAGUGGAGGCUACCCAUCUAUUUUACUUGUUAGUGGCAUAACCUACUGGGGAUCCCUUAUUUACAUCAGUGCUGGAUCUCUGUCUGUUGCUGCGCAGAAUAAACUUCACCCGUGUGUGGUCAAAGCCUCUCUUGUAAUGAAUGUGUUCAGUGCCAUAACUGCAGGGGUCGCCAUUGUUCUGAUGUCCAUAGAGAUAGCAGUCCUUCGUGGUCGAAUUAGCGAUUACAUUUCGAGAUAUAUUCUGGGGAUCCAUGGAAUAUUGCUGGUGUUCACCAUCCUUCAGUUCAUCAUCUCCAUCUGUAUCUCAGGAUUUGCCUGCAAAGCCACCUGCAACAGAGACUCUACAGUGGUCAAUGUGGCACUAAACCAGGGAUACUGAGUCACAGUGAGGAGAUCCUACAAUCCAAACAUUGCAAGGAAUUAAUAUCUCAAUGUUGCUUCUAAGCAAGUUUUUUUUUUUUUUUUUUUUUUAAGUGUUACAGGAAUGGAACACAAAAAAAAGAAAGAAAACUGAACAUUGAAAAUACAUCAAAUGAUUUGUGACGUGUACAUCAAAUGUUUGUUGACACUUUUGUGUCUCUGGUGUGUCUUUUUUGUUUUAAAAAUAAAAAUAAUAAUAAA
Molecule: messenger RNA, 1252 nt
Organism: Megalobrama amblycephala (Wuchang bream)
Lineage: Eukaryota; Metazoa; Chordata; Actinopteri; Cypriniformes; Xenocyprididae
Product: membrane-spanning 4-domains subfamily A member 12-like
Exons: 7
Coding region: 408-1010 (200 amino acids)
Cellular component (GO): membrane
Source: RefSeq, a predicted model, not a curated record